AUGACCGUCUCCACUAUCACUUUAGACAAGACGAUGGCUUAUCACAUGCACUACGUGUACAAAGUAGUCGGCCAAUCUCCCCUUCAGGCCGGGAAACGUUUCCUUGACAACUUCCAGAGGUGGUUACCUAUCAUAGCACCACGGCGGCUGCAGGAGCAUAUCGAGUUAAGCGGGCGAGGACUUCCAGGAGCUGACGUUUCAGUUCUGCUGCUCGCGAUAUGUCUUGUCACUCUACAGUCUGGUAGAGACUUGGGCGAUCCUUUGUUCCACCAUUCUGCGGUACAUGUGACAGUGAAAACACUGUACGCUCAAGUUCAGGCUAUGAUGCAUGCCAGCGUUGCUCUGAUUCAGGCCGGCGUUAUCUUAUCGGCUUAUGAGUAUGCUAGUGGCCAGAUUGACCCAGCUUACAUCUCUAUUGCUGCAUGCAUCAGAAUGGCACAGGUUGUUGGCAUUGAUGCUGCAUAUGAGAAGCUAGGCACUGUUCAGGAAGAGACGAGAUUGCAAGCCACGUCAGAAUGGAAUUUAUGGUGGUCCAUUAUCGUGCUGGAAAGGUAUAGUGUCUCCAUAUAG
Molecule: messenger RNA, 570 nt
Organism: Fusarium musae
Lineage: Eukaryota; Fungi; Ascomycota; Sordariomycetes; Hypocreales; Nectriaceae
Exons: 1
Coding region: 1-570 (189 amino acids)
Cellular component (GO): nucleus
Source: RefSeq, a predicted model, not a curated record